Molecule: messenger RNA, 1796 nt
Organism: Panicum hallii
Lineage: Eukaryota; Viridiplantae; Streptophyta; Magnoliopsida; Poales; Poaceae
Product: squamosa promoter-binding-like protein 10
Exons: 3
Coding region: 1-1269 (422 amino acids)
Cellular component (GO): nucleus
Molecular function (GO): DNA binding
Source: RefSeq, a predicted model, not a curated record
AUGAUGAGUGGUGGUAGGCUGAACGUGGCGACGUCCGCGCCGGGCGACGACUUCCCGUUCGCGCCGAUGCAGCAGCAGCAGCAGCCGCCUCCGCCGCCGCCGCCCUACGUCGGGUUCGAGCACGGCGUGGUGGGAGGCGGCGGCCAGCGCGGCGGCGGCGGGAUGCAGCACCACCUCUACGACGGCCUCGACUUCGCCGCGGUGCUGCAGUUCCAGGAGGCGGCGCCCCACCACCAGCUGCUCACGCUGCCGUCCAGCCUCGCGCCCAUGGCGCCGCCGCCGCUGCCGAUGCCGCUGCAGAUGCCCAUGCCGAUGCCCGGGAUGCCCGGCGACGUGUACCCGGCGCUCGGCAUGGUGAAGCGCGAGGGCGUCGGCGCGGACGGCGCCGCCUCGGCGGCUGGCGGGAGGAUCGGGCUCAACCUCGGCCGUCGCACCUACUUCUCGCCGGGCGACAUGCUGGCCGUGGACCGGCUUCUGAUGCGGUCCCGCCUCGGCGGCGUGUUCGGGCUCGGCUUCGGCGGCGCGCACCACCAGCCCCCGCGCUGCCAGGCCGAGGGCUGCAAGGCCGACCUCUCUGGCGCCAAGCACUACCACCGCCGCCACAAGGUCUGCGAGUACCACGCCAAGGCCUCCGUCGUCGCCGCCGGCGGCAAGCAGCAGCGCUUCUGCCAGCAAUGCAGCAGGUUUCACGUGCUGACGGAGUUCGACGAGGCCAAGAGGAGCUGCCGGAAGCGGCUGGCCGAGCACAACCGCCGCCGCCGGAAGCCGGCCGCCUCCACCGCGUCGUCCAAGGACGCCGCGUCGCCGCCCGCCAAGAAGCCCAGCGGCGGCUCCAUGACGGGCUCCUACACCACUGACAGCAAGAACCUGAGCACGGCCAAGUCGACCAUGUCAUCGAACACGGGCAGCGUGAUCAGCUGCCUGGACCAGGGCAACAAGCAGCUGGCGAGGCCGACGCUGACCCUGGGCGCGUCGCCGGACAAGGACCACCAGCACCAGCAGCUCAGCACCAUGCUCCAGGUCCAGGCGGCCGCGGGCGGCCACCACCACCACCACCACCACCACCAGGAGCAGCACUUCAUCACUUCCCUGCAGGUUCACAACCACAACAAUGGCGGCGGCGGCGGCGGCAACAACAUCCUGUCGUGCUCGUCGGUGUGCUCCAGCGCUCUGCCGUCGGCCAACGGCGAGGUCUCCGACCAGAACACCACCACCACCAACAACGGCGGCGGCAACAUGCACAAUCUGUUCGAGGUGGACUUCAUGUAGGCCGUACGUGGACGCAAAGCGAGCGAGCACGGGAGUACGUUCCUCUGGCAAAGGUGUCCUUGGUGUGUAGCCGUGUAGGUAAAAGGAAUAGGAGAAAGUGAGAGUGAGAGCGAGAGAGCAAAAAAGGCAUGAAGUGAGAGAGAAACAAGAAAGAGAGAGAAGGCUGAGGGUGCAAGCAGGAUUCCAUCCAUCCAUCCAUCCACCAGUACUCAGUAGCAGCUAGCUGCAGCAUGCCGGUCUAGCAAGGUAUAGCUAGCUAUCUCAUUUCAAAGUUGCAUGGCUACAGCCAUAGCAAAGCCAUGCAUCCAGCAUCCCCCUGCUUGGGUUCUCUACCUGUACUGAACUGCAGUGCGUCUGCAUCCAUCCAUCCAAGCCUUUCUGCCUUCCCAUUUCAGUGGGGAAUAAUGUGUCUGCUAUUAUUUCACCUUUAUUUCUUCUUCCCUUUCUAGUUUCCUCUUGUUGCAAGGUGAGGGUGUACUGGUGUAGUAGUGCGUGUGUUGUACCAAACUACCAGCUGCUGUUUCUUU